Messenger RNA from Ilex paraguariensis (yerba mate), 3014 nucleotides. The record is from the annotation of a GenBank genome assembly. Lineage: Eukaryota; Viridiplantae; Streptophyta; Magnoliopsida; Aquifoliales; Aquifoliaceae.
ACCAUAGACGAAGACGGGCAAAGUUCAACCUUCCCUAGUGUUGGUGUCUCUCGAACUUCACUCAUAUUUAUGAUUUGUGAGUGAUUAUUGGUGUAAAGUAACAUUAACUUGUGGAGAUUAUUAAAAAAACAGAAGGUAAUAACAGGAUGGAGACACUUAGCCUAAGGAUAUUUCUAGGCAGACAGUAUGAGUGAAGGGGUGAAGCAAGACAAUAAGACCCACCAAUAAACUGAAUGGUUGUGGUCGUUGAAGAUCCUAUUCUCAGCUUUGUCGUCGAUUGGGAAGUAGUCCCAGCGUAAACGAUUCCUAUUACCACCUACACGUUACUUGUUUGCUCCAUUUCAAGCUUCUUGCCAGACCUCUUUCUUCACUAUCAUAAUAAUUGAAGUACAGUUCUUUGCGCUCGGACCCUUUAUAAACACUUAUCCCUCUCUCUCUCUCUGGGUGGUCACACAGAUCAAGGGUCUCUCAAGAAUCAAUUUUUUCCUGGUGCUGAAGGGUCUCAGGCUCUCAAAGAUUCAAUUGUAACCUUGAAGGUCCGAAGUUUUUGAAUCAUCUUCUUGUCACCCUUGUUUUUAUACACAAAAUGGCGGCAAUAUUGGCUUCACAUAGCUGUUAUUGCCGUAAUGUGGAAUUGAUGACUCAAGAGAGAAGGAUGGACAGUCUUUGUUUUGCAAGCUCAGUCUCUUCGAUCCAUAGUUUCCCAAAGUUUGAGAAGCAUACUUGUAAUUUAACUGAAACUGAGAAUUUACACCAGUUUCGAGUAGAGAUGCGACAGACUGAAUCACCCAUGAAAUUGGGUACCAAUGGUCGACCCAUCAAAAUGAUACCUACAAGUGAGGUAACAAAAAAGAAAACGCCAUCCCUAAAUAAUGUGGAGAAAGUGAGUGGUUCGAAACGGGUUGUCAAUGGAGCAAGCCUUGUCAAGAGAGAUCCUGCUCCGGUCCUUCUUAAGUCACGGAAAGUUAGACAACCUGACAAUCUUCCACCCCUUGAAGAGCUGAAAGUUUUGCCCUCAGAUGAAGGUUUCAGUUGGGCCACUGAAAAUUAUAAUUCUGUUCAAAGGAGUAUAGAUGUGUGGUCUUUUGUUCUCUCUCUUCGUGUGCGUGUUCUCUUAGACAAUGCAAAAUGGGCAUAUUUGCGAGGAUUCACAGAAGAAAAGCAGAAAAACAGAAGACAAGGAACUGCCUCAUGGUUGCGGGAACGAGUGCUGCAACUUGGUCCAACUUUCAUCAAACUUGGACAGCUAUCCUCAACAAGGUCUGAUCUGUUUCCACGUGAAUUUGUGGAUGAGCUUGUCAAGUUACAGGAUAGGGUACCUGCCUUCUCACCCAAGAAAGCAAAAGGCUUCAUUGAAAGGGAAUUGGGAGCUCCAAUCGAUCUAUUAUUCAAGGAGUUUGAAGACCAACCGAUUGCAGCUGCUAGUCUUGGUCAGGUACAUCGAGCUAUCUUACAUAAUGGAGAGAAAGUAGUUGUCAAAGUUCAGAGACCGGGCCUAAAGAAACUUUUUGACAUAGAUUUACGGAAUUUAAAGCUGAUUGCAGAAUACUUUCAGAAGAGUGAAACUCUUGGUGGGCCGACGAGAGAUUGGAUAGGAAUUUACGACGAAUGUGCUAAGAUUUUAUAUGAGGAAAUCGACUAUAUUAAUGAAGGAAAGAAUGCUGACAGAUUCCGCCGGGAUUUCCGAAAUGCAAAGUGGAUCAGAGUACCGAUGGUGUACUGGGAUUAUACAGCAUCAAAGGUGUUGACCUUGGAGUAUGUUCCAGGGGUUAAGAUAAAUCGGUUGGAUGUGAUUGAUGCACUGGGUUAUAGCCGAUCUCAAGUUUCAUCACGUGCUAUCGAAGCGUACUUAAUUCAGAUACUGAAGACUGGUUUCUUUCAUGCUGACCCUCAUCCUGGAAAUCUUGCUAUUGAUGUUGAUGAAGCACUUAUUUAUUAUGAUUUUGGUAUGAUGGGAGAGAUCAAAAGUUUUACACGAGAGAGGUUGUUGGAACUUUUCUAUGCAGUUUAUGAAAAAGAUGCAAAAAAGGUCAUGCAAAGUCUCAUGGACCUUGGAGCACUUCAGCCCACAGGAGACCUGUCAUCGGUCAGGAGAUCUGUGCAGUUUUUCUUGGAUAAUUUGCUAAGUCAGACACCAGAUCAACAGCAGACUUUUUCUGCGAUUGGUGAGGAUUUAUUUGCCAUAGCAACAGAUCAGCCAUUCCGGUUUCCUUCGACUUUCACCUUUGUGCUUAGGGCAUUUUCAACACUUGAAGGUAUUGGCUACAAUCUUGAUCCAGAUUUUUCCUUUGUCAAAAUUGCUGCACCUUAUGCCCAGGAGCUGCUAGAUAUAAGACAAAAGCGGCAAACUGGAACGCAACUUGUUCAGGAAAUAAGGAAACAAGCUGAUGAUGCCAGAACAUACACCAUGUCCAUGCCGUAUAGAGUUCAGCGGAUAGAAGAGUUUGUUAAACAACUCGAUUCUGGAGAUAUAAAACUCCGGGUCCGAGUGCUUGAGUCUGAGAGGGCAGCUCGGAAGGCAACAAUUCUACAAAUGGCGACCAUGUAUACAGUUCUAGGCGGUACGCUCUUAAACCUCGGUGUCACGUUCAGCAAUCAGGGUGGUCAAGUCAUUGCAAACGGAUCAUUCAUCGGUGCAGGUGUUUUCCUGAUUCUGUUCAUUAGGUCCAUGCAAAGGGUGAAGAUGCUAGAUAAGUUUGAGAAAAUGAUAUGAUUUUUACACUUACACCUCAUGAUAAAUCUCAAAUCUCUCCCCAUUGAUUUUUCAUAGUCUUUUUUGUUGGUUCCACAUUCUUGUUAGCUGUAUGAUUUGUAACAUUGCGAUUCUUAGACCGGGGACAUCUUCAUCAUCCCCUAUAUAUAUCAGAAAUCAAGUAUAGACACAAGAAAUUAUUCAAGGUCAGGUUAAAUUGAACACAAUAGAUCUGCAACUCCAAUAAUUGUUUUGUAAUACAACAAUUCUGCUAAACUUAGUUGAGGAAAUGAGUCUCAAUUCUGAAAUCAAUUACCCUAUG